CAGCCAAGUCAAGCAUCAACGCAAUACAAGCCAUACAGUUCUCUUCAUCUAUACGAAUAUUUGGGCCUCCUGGCCCAGUGACCGCCUAGUAUGAACUCUCAAGUUGAGUACCAUAGCUCGGAUAUGGACGUGAACACCUACACAGAUCCGGUGGAAACUUUGACUCAAAAAUCCACGGAGGGUCAUCUGGUUUGACUAGUUCCUAAACCUCAUGCAGACUGAUGAUAUGAACUCGUGGAAAAGUGAUGUAUUUUACGCAGCAUUCCAAGCGCUUUCGCAUGAUGAGCUUGCGCCAGUACUAUAAGAAUCACGUUGUAGUCACGCGGGGAUUCUUCAUACUCACCUGUGCACCAGACUUCUGUGGGCUAUCUCCCAAAGCCAAACCCGUGUUGCCUAGACGUCCACAAGAGCAGACUACCAUUAGCUAUACUACUUAUUUCACCCCCUGAUUGAUAAAAGAACGCAAAAUGGUAACUAAGAACGCGGAGGCAGGCAAAUAUGAGAGCCCAAACAGCCUCUUCCAGUUAGGAGAGGCUCCGGAGGAUGGAGACAUUUCUGAAGGCGAUACAGUCCCAAACACGCCCACAACACCAGACUUGCCAAUGUCAGAUGUCGUCAGCAGUCCUGAACAGAGCUGUCAGGACAUUACACCAGAUCGACCCGGGUCAUUUGAGAAUGCCCAUGGUAAGGAUGCACCAUCAGUGACCACGUUGCUACGGCCCAGUACUGACAGUCUCCACUUGCCCAAUGCCGAGACGGAGACAGCAUCUUCACCUGUGUGUAUCCGGCCAUUGCUUCUAUCAACGACAGAGCUUACGACCGACCCCUACAAUGACGGUAUGCCAAAUUGUCUGAGACAAUCCGACUUUGGUGAGAUUAGUGGCCAAGAUUUUUGUAUCCGAGGACCACAUGGUUCAAAGAUUGUCAAACCCUGUGGGGAGUCUUGUUGGGAGGGGAGAGAAGAUAACUUGAAUUGCAGCGUGGGCACAUUAGCUGGAGCAAGAAGCUCAAGUGCAGCCUCCCGGAUCUCUUCUCUCUCACAUUGGAUCCUCAGUCUUUCUCCCGACAACGUCGUGCCUAGUGAUGAGUGCUCCCUUUCAAAGGCGUUCAUUUCGGGAACCUCAUCCGAUGUUGUCCUAGAUAUCCCAGUACAGGUUCGGUUCAGCCGUACAGAGCUUCCUGAGAGAAUCCGCUAUGCCUUACAGCAACUGAGCGAAACAGAAUGCAAAGUGACUGUCGAUCGAGGGACGAAGAGGCCUGCCGAAUGGAGCACUGUGUCGGGACCGAUCAAGCGACAAUGUAAGAGAAAUUAGCGCUAGAAUGCGCAACAAGUAUGUGGCUCUUGUUUUGAGCACACUCGCAGAGGCCCUGGCUCGAGAUGAGUUAUUGAAAUUUCUCGCUGGUUGGAUCAACAGAUGAAAUCUUUUGUCACAUUAUGCAAGCAAUACAAACCGUGUGCCCAAUCUCUACAGUAACAGGUUCAUUACAUUCCUUCACUCAUCGCAUUUGUGGCAGCCAAUCAAAUAGAUGGAUAUAUGGCUACAGGUCACGUCAGCUGACUCUAACCCAGUAAAGAGUCAACCCAAUUCUACGACCAGACAUCCGUGACGGUUUUCCGCCAUAGUCAAACCACCACAGUCGCGAUAAAGCUUCAUGUCAAGUUAGUUAGCCUUUCUUAAUCUAAUAAUUAUAUUGGAAAUGAAGAAAUCUAGAUGAAAUGGAGAUUUUUCGGGGAAUAAAGAGAG
Messenger RNA from Aspergillus wentii DTO 134E9, 1745 nucleotides. RefSeq lists its product as uncharacterized. The record is from RefSeq and is a predicted model, not a curated record. Bases 468 to 1313 code for a protein of 281 amino acids. The transcript is spliced from 3 exons. Lineage: Eukaryota; Fungi; Ascomycota; Eurotiomycetes; Eurotiales; Aspergillaceae.